Molecule: messenger RNA, 3498 nt
Organism: Oncorhynchus mykiss (rainbow trout)
Lineage: Eukaryota; Metazoa; Chordata; Actinopteri; Salmoniformes; Salmonidae
Product: tetraspanin-5
Cellular component (GO): plasma membrane
Source: RefSeq, a predicted model, not a curated record
CAAAUAACAGCCAUGUCUAGAUCAUGGACCAGACAGAAGAAAGGUUUUAAUCUGGUUGGGCUCAUACACUGUAGGUGAAAAAUAAAUAUAUAUAUAUAUAUAUAUAUAUAUAUAUAUAUAUAUAGGAUACGACAUUCGAUAUUUGUUUUAAAGCAGAUAGUUUGUGACCCUACGCAUGUCAAAGAGGAAGCAAGAUGUUGAACGUUAUUACACGCUGAACAAUUGUCGGAACAUUUCUACUGGUUGAACCGUUAACUGCGGGUUUUCCGAAACGAACUGUCGAACCCAAACCAGAUUGGAUGUGAUUUAGCCCUAUUCUGGUGGGCGACAUUUGUAAAUACGAGCCAAAUGAUGUCCGGAAAGUAUUUCAAGGCUCAUGAAGUCAGUUGCUGUAUCAAAUAUUUCAUAUUUGGAUUCAAUAUAAUAUUUUGGUUACUUGGAGUGGCGUUCCUUGGCAUAGGACUUUGGGCAUGGAGCGAGAAGGGUGUGCUCUCCAACAUCUCGUCCAUCACAGACCUGGGGGGCUUUGACCCCGUCUGGCUCUUCCUGGUGGUGGGAGGAGUUAUGUUUAUCCUUGGCUUUGCCGGCUGCAUCGGAGCACUGAGGGAGAACUCUUUCCUUCUCAAGUUUUUCUCUGUGUUCCUGGGGAUCAUCUUCUUCCUGGAGCUGACAGCUGGAGUCUUGGCCUUCGUCUUCAAGGACUGGAUAAAGGACCAGCUCAACUUCUUCAUUAACAACAACAUCCGGGCGUACCGGGAUGACAUUGACCUACAGAAUCUCAUAGAUUUCACCCAAGAAUACUGGGAGUGUUGUGGAGCCUUUGGGGCAGACGACUGGAACUUGAACAUCUACUUCAACUGCACUGAUUCCAACCCAAGUCGCGAGAAGUGCGGAGUCCCCUUUUCAUGCUGCACCAAAGACCCCGCAGAGGAUGUCAUUAACACCCAGUGUGGCUACGACAUUCGAGCUAAAGCGGACUCGGAGCAGAUGACCUUUAUCUACAUCAAAGGCUGUGUGCCUCAGUUUGAGAAGUGGCUUCAAGACAACCUGACAGUGGUGGCAGGGAUCUUCAUAGGAAUCGCUUUACUACAGAUUUUUGGGAUCUGUUUAGCACAGAAUCUAGUGAGCGACAUUGAAGUAGUGAGAGAGAGUUGUUUGUUUACCUGAAACACCUCAAGCAAACUAAAGGUUGUAACGAAGAUCUCUUGAGUUUUGCCACCUUCUAAAGGGAGACGAUCAGGACACUUGAGAAAUGUACAAAAUGAAGAGUCUCGCUGCUUCCUUUAUGCUCUGUAUAUAAUACUUUUGUAAGAAUUUGUUUUUAAAUGUCUCACUGAUGCAGUGUCAAACACUGCCUGGAAGGGUCAUGUACAAAGCCAUAUGUAUACAUAUGUGUAUAUAAGGGAGCCAGACAUAUGUAUCUAUAUGGCUCUGGUCAUGUACAGUAUAGAGCUGAGGUCGUUCUGUAAAUGCGCUGCAUGCCUAUUCAUAGGGCAUUCGUUCUCCUUACCUGUAUUCUUUAUUGUUAUAAUGUCUGAUGUAUUGUACAGUAUAAGUCAGAUUCCCAGUAUGGAGUGAAUUGGCUGGGUAGCACUUUGCACACUGUUAUAAAGCCUGCAUAGCUGUAGCAGUAACAUGUAUUGUAAUGUCAUGCUAUACUGUGUGAAGUGUCACAAAUUGGUUUAGGGUCCCUAAACCAUUUUGUGACACUUCACACAGUAUAGCAUGACAUUACAAUAUCAUGCAGCAGUUUGGGAUCUUUAGUAAGUUACAUUUAAAUUAAUGACUGUGUUUUGUGAUGUCGUUGGUCAAAAAGUGACAUGAUGAACUAUCAUUAGGUAAUGUGCUUGGUGUCAUGUCAUGGCAGAAUUCAUCUAUGCUUCAUGAAGUUUGAGUCUCGUAAUUAAGUGUUCCAGUUUCUAAAGAGGGAACAAGAUUUAAAGAGAAUUAGUGUUACUAAUACCACACACAUCCUGUCUAUUGACUAGCAAUAACUUCAAGAACCAUGAACUAACUCAAUUUCAGCCACAAGUGUUGUAUUUCAUUGUUGUGUUCAAUUUAUAACAGUUGCCCCAUAAAGGUGAGGUAUCAAAACCCAACUAGGUUCUUUACUGAAUUUUGAUUGCCUUUUAGCUGUUCCUGAUUUAUUUCUCUGUUUUGUCAGAAUUUUUUCAACAGAAGAAUCCCAUGAGGCAAAAAUUUGGCAAAUGUCGUCUUAAUGGCAUCAUUUUGUGGUUGUAUGGUUGAGACUUCAUAAUUCCAGAUGCAACAGAACGGUCUCUGUUACAGUAUAACCAGGCGAUGACAUCAAGAGGUCAUGGGAAAGAGUAAUAUUUUGGUUGUUAUUUGGUCAGAUUAAGAGCGUUUAGGCCAGUAACUGAAAGGCCACUGGUUCGAAUCCUGAGCCGACUAGGUGAAAAGUAUAACCCUAACUGCUCUUCUAAAUUGCUCUGGGUAAGAGUGUCUGCUAAAUUAAUACAUUUUAAAUAAAAAGACAAUAACAAAACUUACUUAUGAAACCUGACCAUGUCAUCAAAAUGACAUUGCAACCAGUUUUGCCUGCUUGGAUGAGACUUCGCUGAUGUUCACCCACCUAAUGUUCCUGGCAGGCACACAGCACAUCACCAGCUGGUUCGCUUUCUGGAAGCAGACGACAUUUGCAUUCUCACCAGCAGAUUUUAAGAGGGAACUGAGAUAUUUGUAUUACAUCUAUGUGAGACCACAUUGUAUUGAUUGAAGUAGGGUUGUGGUCAAAACCAUUUAAAUUUAGAAUGACAUGACUUACAAUUCAAGAUUUUUAAAAGUGCUAUUUUGAAUUUUAAUAAACUUUCUGAAUUGAAAUGGAGGUGACCACAACCAUGUAUUGAAGUGACCUCUGAUUUGAUCUCAAAUCUAGAUCCUCAAAAGACGUGCAAAAGCUACAUUAGACGCUGUGGCCCUUAUUUCCUAAGGCAAUAUUUUCAUUAGAGUAAAAAACAGUAGAUUGGUAAUAAUGGCUGGAAUGGAAUAAAUGGAAUGGUAUCAAACACAUUUAAUGCCAUUCCAUUCACUCCAUUCCAGCCAUUAUGAGCCGUCCUACCCUCAGCAGCCUCCACUGGUGCACACUAAGUAAAUCUGGCCCUAUUUGGGGUAUAGAGUAAGAAUAUCACAUAUUCUGUAAAAACUGACUUUUUGAUUUUCUUGGGGAUUGCAUGUAGGUUGUACUUUUCACAGCGCCAUCUCACAAAACACAAAAACAAACAUUUUCCCUGUGCCAUAGGUGUGAUCAUGAUGUUCUGUACUUUCAUGUCAUAUGUGUUUUAAAUCAUGUAAAUAACUGGAUAGUGAGAAGUUGUAAAUAUGUCAAAAUAAAUGUAUGCUGCUUUGUAUUAAAGUGGGUCUGGUAGGUGAUUCAUUCAUGUAUUUGUGUAAAAGUGUAACAUGUUUGUUGACAAGUUGACCAUUAACCACCGGCCAAUUCAUCAUUAUUUAAAAAAAUUAAAUUAAAAAAUAUGGAAA